Messenger RNA from Microcebus murinus (gray mouse lemur), 2064 nucleotides. RefSeq names its product RFT1 glycolipid translocator homolog (gene RFT1). The record is from RefSeq and is a predicted model, not a curated record. Lineage: Eukaryota; Metazoa; Chordata; Mammalia; Primates; Cheirogaleidae. Gene Ontology annotation, biological process: dolichol-linked oligosaccharide biosynthetic process; glycolipid translocation. Gene Ontology annotation, cellular component: endoplasmic reticulum membrane.
AUCUUCUCGCGACAAAGCCGGCUGUCUGCGGCGUUUCCCAGUGACAGAGCCGGGGCGCUGAGGCUAUGGGCAGCCAGGAGGUGCUGGGCCAGGCGGCCCGGCUGGCCUCCUCCGGUCUCCUCAUGCAGGUGUUAUUUCGAUUGAUCACCUUUGUCUUGAAUGCAUUUAUCCUUCGUUUCCUGUCCAAGGAAAUUGUUGGUGUAGUGAAUGUAAGGCUAACACUACUUUACUCGACCACCAUCUUCCUGGCUAGAGAGGCCUUCCGUAGAGCAUGUUUAAGUGGGGGCGCCCAGCAAGACUGGAGCCAGACCCUCAACCUUGUGUGGCUCACAGUCCCUCUUGGUGUAUUUUGGUCUUUGUUCUUGGGCUGGGUCUGGUUGCAGUUGCUCGAAGUGCCCGAUCCUGAUGUUAUCCCCCACUACAGAACUGGAGUGGUGCUGUUUGGUCUCUCGGCAGUGGUGGAGCUUCUAGGAGAGCCCUUCUGGGUCUUGGCACAAGCACAUAUGUUCAUCAAGCUUAAGGUGAUCACUGAGAGCCUGUCGGUAAUCCUUAAGAGUGUCUUGACAGCUUUUCUUGUCUUGUGGGUGCCUCACUGGGGACUGUACAUUUUUUCUUUGGCCCAGCUUUUCUAUACCACAAUUCUGGUUCUCUGCUAUGUCAUUUAUUUCACAAAGUUACUGAGUUCCCCAGAAUCAACCAAGCAACAAACUCUUCCUGUCUCCAGAAUAACAGAUCUGUUACCCAGUAUUACAAGAAGUAGAAAUUUUGUAAACUGGAAAGAGGCUAAAUUGACUUGGAGUUUUUUCAAACAGUCUUUCUUGAAACAGAUUUUGACAGAAGGUGAACGAUACAUGAUGACAUUUUUGAAUAUAUUAAAUUUUGGCGAUCAGGGUGUGUAUGAUAUAGUGAAUAAUCUCGGCUCCCUUGUGGCCAGAUUAAUUUUCCAGCCAAUAGAGGAGAGUUUUUAUAUAUUUUUUGCUAAGGUGCUGGAGAGGGAAAAGCAUGCCACACUUCAGAAACAGAAAGAGGGAGAAGGCCAGAUCAGAAGGUUUCUUCAGCUCGUGAUUCAUCGGACUUCUUACCUCUCACCCUGGCCCCAGGAGGACUUUGCUGUGGCUGCCAUGGUCUUGGAGUCCCUGCUCAAGCUGGCCCUGCUGGCUGGCCUGACCAUCACCGUUUUUGGCUUUGCCUAUUCUCAGCUGGCUCUGGAUAUCUACGGAGGGGCCAUGCUUAGCUCAGGAUCAGGUCCUGUUUUGCUGCGUUCCUACUGUCUCUACGUUCUCCUGCUUGCCAUCAAUGGAGUGACUGAGUGCUUCACGUUUGCUGCCAUGAGCAAAGAGGAGGUCGACAGGUACAAUGUCACGAUGCUGGCCCUGUCAUCCUCAUUCCUGGUGUUGUCCUGUAUCCUGACCCAUUGGUGUGGCAGCGUGGGCUUCAUCCUGGCCAACUGCUUUAACAUGGGCAUUCGGAUCACACAGAGCCUUUUCUUCAUCCACCGCUACUACCGAGAGAGCCCCUAUAGGCCCCUGGCCGGCCUGUACCUGUCACCGGUCCUCCUUGGGGUGUUUGCCCUCAGUGGUGGGAUUACUGGUGUUUCGGAGGUCCUCCUCUGCUGUGAGCAAGGCUGGCCAGCCCGGCUGGCCCACGUUGCCGUGGGGGCCUUCUGUUUGGGAAUGACUCUCGGAAUAGCAUGCCUCACGGAGACCAAGCUGGUGCAUUUUCUCAGGACUCAGUUAGGAAUGUCCAGACUCACUGACAAAACGACAUGACUUCUCAGGUGUUUGACGCCUGUGGCACCAGGACCAGCCGUGGGCGAUUCUGUGGGCGGAACACAUGUUCUGCGUAAAAGCGCUCUGGGGGCUCUGAGGUGGAAUGAGGGCGACCCAGGAGGUGAGAUGUCAGAGAGAACUGCUGAUGAAACACUUGCCAUCCAUUUGACGUCCCAAGCGUGAAGGAUGAGACUCAUUUUGAAGUGAAGACCAAAAAGCCCUUUAAAAAUAGAUAAGACUUCUUUCAUCAUUUUUAAUCAGCAUUGUCUUUUUUUAUUAAAAAUGUAUUAAUUCC